AUGGCGUCCAACGAUAUUGCAACAGAAAUUUCAGCAAAUGAAGAAUUUGGACAAGAAGUUGUCGUGGAUUGUAUUGCCUUUUUUACAAAGAAGGAAAAGGUGGUGAGAAUUUUAGAAGAAAAAAAAAUUUCGCUGCAAAGUAAGAAGCUCAAGAAAUGUGUCUGGUAAGUACAUCAAUCGUAUGAACAUUUGCAUAUUUUAAUGAUUAUGGACAAUAUGAAUAUGAUGUAAAUUUCAAUACAAAUUAUGUUAAUUGAGCAUCAAAAAUCUUUGUUGACCCUUGUUGUUAAUUUACCCUGUCUGGCUGUCAAAUAUUUCAUAGUGAUAGUUUAGGACACUGUAUAGGAUUACUAUAUUGUCCAGUUGUUAUGUGAUAUCCCAGAAAGAAUUAUUGAUUGUAACUUUAGCCUUUAUAGACUUUAUAUCAUUAAAAUAUAUUGAUGUUUUUUCACAGUGAAUUUGCUGGCCUCCGAGAAAUUGCAAAGAGUUUAGGACUGGGUGAAAGCAUUGAAGUCCAAAUAAACAGGUGUGUUAUGUAUUAUUCCCAUUUAGUUUUUUAAUAAUUUACAUUUUAAACAAAAAGUGCUCAAUAAAGACCAAUGAAUGUGUAUGGAGGGUGUAUGUUUGGAAAUAUGUGUAUGAUUUUCGAUAAAAACAUGAAUACAUUUUGCAAUCUAAUCUACAGAGAAACAAAAACCAAUGGACGAACAGAGCGCAUAGCCAUCGAAACAGAUCAGCAGUUGGCACUGGAACUGCCAGAAAUUGUCUAUGGAAGGGACAGACUGCAAAGUGAGUAAAACUGUUUAUAGUUAUUAUCUUUAUUAAUUUUUUUGUAGUGUCCAAAGUAGAAACUUUAAUUGUAUUUUAUAUCGUUACUGAUUCCCUUGAUGUAUAAAUGUCAAUUCUGGACAUUCCCAGGGUAAAAUAUUAACUUGAUGAAUGAUUAAGUCCACUAAUAAAUUGUUGUUUCUUUUUAUUUACUGUAGUUGUUGUGUACCCUAUCAAGAUAUCAUUUGGGAAAAAAUGUCCAACAAUUGUAAUAACAUCUGCUGACUCAAGCUCCUCCACGACCUCAACAAAUGAUCCACGAAAAGAUGAAACAAAAGCGAAAAAUAAUGGGGACAAGUAUCACCUACAAGAGAAGGAAAAAGAGAACCUGAAGAAAGGUAAGCUGAGCUUCAAAUAUGAACCACAUUAUUUCGAUGCAUAUCAGAAUUUAGAGUAGUAGGAGGAAACUUGGGAACCUGUUUACUUUAGGUCUAUUUGACUAUUUAUGCAGUUAAAAUAAUUGCUCUUGGUUAUUGAUUCCAAAAUUUUGUUACUAAAAUAUCUCAAGUUUAUGGCAACAAUUUACAGUGUGGCCUUGUAAGACUUGUAAAUAUAUAUUUUCAAAGGAAUUUCCCUGUAUAACUUAGACAUGAACUGUCUAUAAUUUACACAAUGGAUAAUAGACAUAAUAAGUAUAGUAAGUACUCUUUAACUUUCAGAUCUUGCAUUAAGAAAUGGCAGUGUGAUCGUGAAGUGUGACAAACACACCUACAUAAAAAUCUGCGGUAAGAAUGUUUACUGGCCAUGGAAAAUUAGAUGUGGGUUUUACCAACACAACAUUCUGCUUUGCUGUGACUGUAGUCAUGCUGGAAGACUGUCUAACUUUGACCGACGUAAGUAUUUUUGUGAUUCCCAAUGGUUUUCCAGUUUCCAAUCUCACAAAAUUAGAAUAAUUAUAAAGAAAAAUGGUGGAAUAGUGUCAAUAGUGCCCCCAGUUUAUCGCCUCGCUGCAUUGAUGCAGUAAUACGUCAACAAGUGUAAAACCAAGCUUAAAUUAUCCACAACCAAAUAUUGAGUGCAUAAGUGAACAUUUACUUAUUAUCUAAAAUUGGGAUGCAUCACUCUCUGAAAAUAAUGAGAAUCAAUAAAUAUUCUAAUUUUGUGAUAUGCACUUGUAUAUUUUAAGGUUCUUUAAGGGGACAGACAUUGAAAACUUUUAUUUAUUUAUGAUUAGAGCAUUUCUCCAAAUGCAAGUCUCGACAGCAGAAUCAAUCCCAAUGCGACACAAAUGGAGGUCAAUCAACCAUCACCGGUUAUUUGACUGGAACAAAGCGCAAGGAAUGCACAGAGCCAUCUGGGACCGGUUGUAUCAAGCCCGUUUAGCUUAAACGGUGGUUAAGCUCAAAAUAGAAAGCAAGUCUAUAGAUUCAUUAAACAGCCAAACUAAAAGUUUUGAACCUUAAUAGAACGAUAUUGUUUACAACUACAUAUUCAGUGCAGAAUAUUUAAGUUGACUGAUUCACAAAAGAUAUAAAAGUGUUAUUUAAUUUUGACUUAUCCACCAUUUAAGCUAAACAGGCUUGAUACAACCGGCCCCUGAAGAGAAUGAAAAUGAAAAGACCAAGCACCAGACACAUCAUACGGAAUGCGUUGAUCCAAUCGACUCUGACCUCGAUAAUUCAGAUUGUGAAAAGUAAUCAUCAUUUCGCUAUAUCUGAUAAACAUGAAUAUUAAGACAAUAAAAAAUAAUUAAUAAAAACAUGUUAUUAAGGUUAUUAUAGGAAAUAGUUCCUGUUUAAGGCAAAGGGACAUAUCAGCUACAUCCCGUCCUUGAGAUGCUGUGAUCAUUGCCUCUCUAAUGGACUCAUUUGUAGACGUAUGGUUGUCUUGGUUUUGUCAACAGGUUGUGAACAGGGUGACAAGUCAGCGUUUCAGAUAAUCAAGAACAAAAUUGAAAAUCGGCAAAUAGAUCAAUAUUUGUCCCUACUUUCGAUUUUGCCUGACUGCCCACAUGUAGGCAAAAUAUGAAAGCAUCAUUUUCAAACUGGUGGCUCAAAUGUGGGAAUGAAAGAUGCAACCUCUCCCAACUAAGAACCCUGUGAAACCGAUCAGAUAAUAGCACGAAAGAAACGUUCCGAAAAUUGAUUCCGAAGAACGAUCAUGUGAGGAACAAGGAUCGACAGGACCUGUCUGCUGUUCUCCAAUUAAGCAGCCAACGGGUGAGUGACGAACUGACCGAAAUCGGAUACGUCUGCCACACUAUCAUCCCAGAGCUGGACAAGUUUACUCAAGAAAAUUGCAUGUUGCUGUUGCAAAUUAUGGUUGGAUUAUCUUUUUGGCAUUUGAUGCUAAGUCAAAUACAUCCACGCUGUAUAAGGCUCGACUCCACAGUCCAAUUGACAAAAUCGUUUUGCUUAAAAAAGGAAGAGCAAAAGAAGUCCAUUGUUCUCAUGGGAUUGCAUUCCUUGUAUGCAAAAGUGGCCCACUCAAGGCUGUAGAAGUUUUACCUAAUUCCAUUGGAAUCAUUUUAAAAGGAAAGAGGAAAGUGGAGCUUAUAGAGAUUGCUGAUCAGCUGAAAGUUAACUCCCUGGGCACGGUACAAGCGAUUAAAACUCAUAUUGAAGACCACUUUAAGAACACUGAGUGGAAUCAUGAAGGUGUUUCGUCGGAUAAAGACGACAUUAUUUUCCCAAAAAAUAAUAACCAACCAUCAUUUGAUUCGAUGGCGUGCGUGGACAACAUGCUUUUGUAUGCAACAAAGAGUGCGGUAGAUGGUCAACGCACGAUUGUACAAUUAAACCUGCAGAGAGAUGGUGUUAGGCUUGUUUGUAUUGAAGAACAUGCUAUCGUGUCGUAUGAUGAAGACUGUGGAAAGGUACAUAGUAUGUGUAUCAAUGGGAGCUCCCUCUUCUUGUCUAACCAGCGUGGCAUAAGUAGAUUAGAUUUGUCUACACAACAGCAUUCCCUCAUCAUUCGUGCUCCAAACGACCCCUGCAUUUUAGCUAAAUUUGGCUCUGAUUUGCUCUACACCAAUCAGAAAAGUUGUUCUGUUUGGAGGUUGCAAUCAACUGGGGAUGUCGAGGUUUUCGCAGGUAAAGAAGGUUCCUUGGAUGGACCAGUCACGUGUCGUUUCAGGCAACCAAUGGGAAUCGCAACAGAGUUUGACAGCGUAGUGUAUGUAUGUGAUGUGCAAACAAACAGCAUCUAGUUAUUGAGCAGAAUGUAUCAUUGUGCAAGGUUCCUCAGGGCGAUUGGUGCACUCUAUGAAGCUUUCUCUAUUCAUAAUAAGGCCGCUUUGUAUGAAACAAAGACAACCAAUGAAGCAAUUGAGUUAGUCCGCCAUUGCAAAACUACCCUUGAAGAGUAUGAAUAUGAAAUACGUACUGAAAGUAACAUCACUGGUGCACUGAAUGGUCCCCAAGGUCAUGUCUCUGCAAAAACAGUUGACUAUAUUCAGCUAAUGGAAUGGGGCCUACUAAGACUAGCAAGCAUCCUCGCAGAGUACGACUACCAAUGUCUUAAUCUUUUAAGCUGUAUGACACUAGACAUUGAGAAUUGCCACGCCACCGUCCACGCCAAGUGA
This is a messenger RNA of Paramuricea clavata, 4351 nucleotides long. Lineage: Eukaryota; Metazoa; Cnidaria; Anthozoa; Malacalcyonacea; Plexauridae. The record is from the annotation of a GenBank genome assembly.